AUGUUGAUUCCUCUCAAAACAUUUAUUACCACACCAAUUGUCAUCAACAUUGCCAUUGCUCUUUAUGCAAGAAUUGAUGUCAAAGUUAGAUUUGACAAUGUGUACUUGUUCAUUGGUGAUGAAUUUGGUACCGAUCGAGUGCAGCCAUUGACCACUACUAAGCCUGAUGGGAUAAGUGAAGAUUCUCUUGGUGUAUCUGGAUAA
Messenger RNA from Batrachochytrium dendrobatidis JAM81, 204 nucleotides. RefSeq lists its product as uncharacterized. The coding region runs from base 1 to 204 and encodes 67 amino acids. The transcript has a single exon. The record is from RefSeq and is a predicted model, not a curated record. Lineage: Eukaryota; Fungi; Chytridiomycota; Chytridiomycetes; Rhizophydiales.